AUGGCGGCCGCGGGCUUGGUCGCUGUGGCUACUGCUGCAGAGUACUCUGGCCCAGUAGCGUCGGGAGGUAACCUCUCCGUUGUUAACUGCGGCCCGAACUCCGGGGCAGGCCCAGGUCCUGGCCCGGGCUCAUGGAGCCGCUCCCUCGACCGAGCGCUGGAGGAGGCGGCGGUAACCGGGGUGCUGAGCCUGAGCGGCCGGAAACUGAGGGAGUUUCCCCGGGGAGCGGCCAACCACGACCUGACGGACACCACCCGGGCUGAUCUGUCACGAAAUCGCCUCUCAGAAAUUCCCAUAGAAGCAUGUCACUUCGUUUCUCUUGAGAAUCUCAAUUUAUACCAAAAUUGUAUUCGGUAUAUACCAGAGGCAAUUCUAAACUUGCAAGCUCUAACGUUCUUAAAUAUUAGUCGAAACCAGCUGUCAACAUUGCCAGUACACUUGUGUGAUUUACCAUUGAAAGUCUUAAUUGCUAGUAAUAACAAAUUGGUCUCACUUCCAGAAGAAAUUGGACAUCUCAGACAUUUAACAGAACUUGAUGUGAGCUGCAAUGAAAUUCAAACAGUCCCUUCCCAAAUUGGUAAUUUGGAGGCCUUGCGAGACCUUAAUGUAAGAAGAAAUCACUUAGUACGUUUGCCUGAAGAGCUAGCAGAGUUGCCUUUGAUACGGUUAGACUUUUCCUGCAAUAAAAUUACAACAAUCCCUGUUUGUUAUCGGAAUCUCAGGCACCUACAGAUGAUCACCCUAGAUAAUAAUCCACUACAAUCUCCUCCUGCACAGAUAUGUAUAAAAGGCAAAAUCCACAUAUUUAAAUACCUGAACAUACAGGCUUGUAAGAUUGCUCCAGAUCUGCCAGAUUAUGAUAGAAGACCCAUGGGUUUUGGCUCCUGCCAUGAAGAAUUAUACUCAGGUCGCCCCUAUGGAGCCCUUGAUUCAGGUUUCAAUAGUGUGGACAGUGGUGAUAAGAGAUGGUCAGGGAAUGAA
Molecule: messenger RNA, 981 nt
Organism: Lipotes vexillifer (Yangtze River dolphin)
Lineage: Eukaryota; Metazoa; Chordata; Mammalia; Artiodactyla; Lipotidae
Product: leucine-rich repeat and calponin homology domain-containing protein 3
Exons: 7
Cellular component (GO): cytoplasm
Molecular function (GO): protein binding
Source: RefSeq, a predicted model, not a curated record